AUGGCCAACACGCGGCCAUAUACCCGCGAUGAGCUCAAGUCGCUACGCCGGGCAGAUCUGCAGACGCUUUUCAAAGUACACAAAUUGAAAGGCGCAACUGGCACCAGUGCGGUUCUGAUUGAUCAUCUUGUCGACUUUUUCGCUUCGCCAGCUUAUCAAGACGCCUACCCGCCACCGACGAAUUCGCAAGCAUCUCAAGGCACCGUGCAAGGAAACGCUGGGAAGAGGGAAAUAAUGUACAAGGCUUUGCCUCAGAGGACUGCUGUCGCCAAGGGAGCCGCUGGGGGAGUGCGACGGAAAGCUGAAGGGGCUACUGUGCGGGCUGGGACCAAGGGUGCCGCACCUACGACGGCGCCGGUUGCUGCUCCAAAGCAAGCACCAAGAGCGGCAUCGAGGAUGGCUGGGACAGUGAGGAAGAGAGGGCAGCCUCAGAAGGAAGUGCAAGAAGAGGUGGUGCAGGAGGAUGCAUCGGCGGGACAGGAAGAAGCUUCAAUACCCGCCAACCAGCCCCCAGUCUUCACUCCCCGACCAUCAGCUAUACCACAACCGAUAUCGUCCUCCCCACCUUCAAUACAAGAACCAGCUGCUCCACCUCUGACGUUGGCAGAUGUACAAACAAUAUUGAGAGAGAAUGACGAAAAGUGGAAAGAUCAGCUACAGGCUGUUGAGGCCCGUCUGGGACAAGAAGUAGAACGGUUACGGAGUGAGGUGCAGGAUGUGAGACGGAAAUGUGAAGAGCUAGAACGGGCAGAGCGGGCUCGCGCUCCCAGACCAUCCAGUACCACACCAGGCCACCCGAGUAUCCUUGGAGGGCAGAACGCUCCAUACACCUCUCAUCAACGGUCAGCGUCAGUGCCCUGGUCUGGGUCAUAUUCAUCUCUCGGCAAGCGGCGGCAUCCGCACGAACGUGUCGAGAGUGAAGAUGCCGAGGCCAAACGCGUACGAUUCAACGCCAAUCGUGCCGGUGAGCCAGCAUCGGAUGCCACCACAUCUGAUGCUCAGAGCCAGCCUCGCACGCCGUCUCCUCGUCAAGCGCCUUCAUCCUUUCCCCCAAACUUUUUCGCGCAGCCUGCUCUGCCUGCUACGACAAGUUCCCAGGCCAGUGUCUUGCCCAGGACACCUUCUCCCUCCCGUCAAGGCAUCGUUCCAGACAACUCUCAAACGCCCAGGCCGCCAUCGGAAUGGCGUGCACAGUACGAGUAUGCGCCCGAGACUGGGCCCCUUCGUACACCGUACAACAUUGAACGUACACCAGAAUUCGCCACAACGCCAGAACCUCCCCUGCGCGGCGACAUCAGUCCAUCUUUCGACGGUGGUGUACUAGGUGGAAGGCUGACGCCGGGUCACAUUAGACAGAACCUGCCUUCGACGCCUGAUCAGCCGGAUGAAGAGGACUUCGCGCCGAGUGGGAUCGCAUUGUCGACAGUGACGGAUCUGGAGAGGAUUGACGAGAGUGAAGAGCUCCCUCCUAGCCGACAGACUUCUCCUGCGAGCCAUCUGAGAGCACAGGCCAAGGCGGUCCUUGGCCUCGGUGUGGGAGCCACCCCGAGCUCUGCCUCUCCCAAGCCUCAACCUAGAUCCAUAUCUGUCCCGAACCAGCCUACCACACCUUCCCUGUUGGGCCAGCACUCGCUCCUCGGCCCUCCUGCAUUCAUCGCCAGGACAAGAGCAGGCUCCGAACGCCCCUCCUUUUCCGCCCGCGCCCAAACGCACUCGCCUCCACCCCGUCCCCGUUCUGCUUCAGCAGUGCACCGUCCUUCCGGAGGAGGCCCAGGGCGCAGGACGCCGUCCAAUUCGAGACAUGCGUCGCCGGCACUGUUGGCGACUGUGAUACCGACGGAGAGGGAUGAGUCGAGGGUGAGGUCGGCGUCGGCGGAUUACAUGCGGAUUGCAAAGUAUGGGUUUGAGACGAGCUGGGAUACCAUUGACGAUGCGGACUUGUCACCCACUGCUCUGCCCAUACAUCGCCCCACGCCCACCUUCUCCACAAUCACCCUGCCUGCCCCGUCAUCUAUAGCCACCGACACCCCCGGCCCUGGUGGUAGUGGUAGCGGUCCCGCCGGCGCAGGCGCUGCCGAGAGAACGAGGUGGAUCAAGAAGGACGAGGUGGCGACGCCGGGGCAGAGGACGUUGUUGGGGACGGAGAGGUAUAAUGAUACGCGGUUUGGGGAUAUGCCGGUUGGCUUUUGGGCGCAGCCUGGGGUUGAUCUGGGUACGCCUGGGACGCCGUUCUGA
This is a messenger RNA of Cryptococcus wingfieldii CBS 7118, 2235 nucleotides long. RefSeq lists its product as hypothetical. The coding region runs from base 1 to 2235 and encodes 744 amino acids. The transcript is spliced from 4 exons. Lineage: Eukaryota; Fungi; Basidiomycota; Tremellomycetes; Tremellales; Cryptococcaceae. The record is from RefSeq and is a predicted model, not a curated record.